CGAAUUUCUUAUCUCCACGCCACCUUCUCUCUUGGCGAUUAUGAGAUAGGCAAAGGAAGGAGGCGCGGACACGCCCCUUCUUCCGGUGUUUUGCCUUUGUGCGGCGAGUACCGCUCGUGUCGGCAUCUCAGUGGACGGAGUCACGGCGGAGGAGAAUUCAGCCCGCCUUGUUUACUUUGUGUCUUCCCUGGACUUUCCUGUUUGGGGAACAGUGCAGCAGCAGCUUCCGAAACCAACACCUGCAGCCGUCAUCUGUCAAACUGGAAAGCAGCUCUCACACUGGCAGCCUCGCACUGGGGGCUUCAUCUCCUCCCUGUCAGAACGACUCCCCUUAUACCCCAGAAGGUCCAGUCUCACAGCAUCCUACUGAGUCUCCGGAGUGGAUACCUAGAGCUCUCACAACUGUUCUCCUCACGCAGCACCUGGGACUUUUACCUUUCUGUGCAGAGUCACACUCCAUAUAUACAACAUCGGUGAAAAAAGACCUGCGUACCUAUACUGAUAUUUAACCCACCCCCCAAAAUGGCCAAACGGAAAGUGGACUUUGAAAACAGAUGCUUUCAGAAGAGGUGGGAGGCAGAGUACCUGUUUGCUGACAUUGAUGGUAAGGCCAUGUGCCUUGUUUGCGGAGCUCAUGUGGCUGUACUUAAAAAAUAUAACAUGAGACGGCACUAUGAGACAAAACAUGAGGACAAGUACAAACACAUGGACAUACAGCAGAAGUUAAAGAAGGUGGAAGAGUUUAAAAAGGUUCUGAUGAUAAAGGAGCGUUUGUCCAGAAAAGCAAAAUCACAAAGUGAGGCUGCUUUGAAAGCUAGUUUUAUAGUGACCGAAGAGAUAGCUAAAUCAGGCCGGCCAUUUACAGAGGGGGAGUUUUUGAAGCACUGCAUGAUUAAAGUGUGUGACGUCUUGUGUCCAGACCAAAAGCAAGCAUUUUUGAAUGUAAGCCUCAGCAGAAAUACUGUUGCUGAUCAGAUAUGUGAACUUGCCACUGAUUUGCAAGUACAGUUAUUUGAAAAAGGAAAAGAUUUCAUUGCAUAUUCCCUUGCUGUGGAUAAGAGCACUGACAUCACCGGCAUGGCACAGCUGACAGUCUUCAUCCGUGGAGUGGACUCAAGUUUAUGCGUUACAGAGGAACUUUUGGAUAUGAGAUCAAUGCAUGGCACUACCACAGGAAAAGACGUGUUUGAAGCAGUAUCUAAAUGUGUAAAUGACAUGAAACUGCCCUGGGACAAACUUACGGGACUGACAACAGAUGGAGCACCUUUGAUGUGUGGGGAAGAGAGUGGAUUAGUGGGAAGGAUGCGAGAGAAGAUGAAGAGUGAGAAUUGCAUAGGUGAGCUGAUAGUAUAUCACAGCAUCAUCCAUCAGGAAACACUAUGUGGCAAAGCCCUGAAGAUGGAACAUGUAAUGAACACUGUAACACAGAUAGUUAACUUUAUAAGAGUCAAAGGUUUAAAUCACUGCCAAUUUAAAUCUUUUCUGGAGGAAAUGUAUUUUGAACUUGGUGAUCUGCCCUAUCACACAGAGGUGCGAUGGACAAAUCAUGAAAAAGUGCUCAGUAGAUUUUUUGAGUUGCGCGAGGAGAUCUGUCAGUUCAUGGAAAGUAAAGGAAAAGACUCCACAGUACUGCAGGAUGAAGAGUGGCUGUGUGAGUUAGCUUUUCUGUGCGACAUAACUAAGCAUCUCACUGCGCUAAACCUUCAGCUUCAGGGACGGCACCAUGUGAUUACGGACAUGUAUGAUGCAGUGAAUGCCUUUCAGGUUAAGCUGCAACUGUGGUACGUUCAGAUGCAGCAAGGAAACUUGAGUCACUUUCCCUGUUGCCAAACAAUCGUUAACCAAGUCUCCAGCACUGUCUUCUCACAUACUUAUUUUGGUGACAAACUCAACACACUUCACAUGGAGUUUACACGUCGCUUUGUUAAAUUUGAAGGACAAAAAUUCAAUUUUGAACUGCUCAGUAAUCCAUUUGCAGUGGACGUGGAGAAAGCACCUGUGAAUAUCCAGAUGGAGCUGAUAGAACUCCAGUGUAGCAGCACACUUAAGGCAAAGUAUGAUUCUGUAGGGCCCCUACGGUUCAGCAGGUUCAUCCCUGAAACGAUGCCCCAGCUCCGCCUACAAGCUGCUCAAAUGCUCUGCAUGUUUGGUAGCACAUAUGUGUGUGAACAUGUUUUCUCUGUGAUAAAGGUGAACAAAAGCGUACACAGAAGCCUUCUCACUGAUGCACACCUCCGCUCUAUCCUGAGAGUUUCCACAGCUCAGAACCUAUCCUCAAACAUAGAUGAACUUGUAAGCAAAAAAAUACGCCAAACAUCUGGCUCAGACGAAACGGCAUGAGAAAAGAGAACUAAAUAGCUUAUGCUUUUUCUUUGUUGUUGCAGAUUUAUUUGAAUUGAAUGUUAAUCCUGUUUGGCCCACAUCUUGGACAUAAUGCACUCCUGAACUAAGACGAUACAUUGGCUUACAAGCAACUGGCCCUUUGAGGGCAACCAUAAUGCUGAUAUACCCCUCAAUGAAAUUGAGUUUGACAUCCUUGCUCUAAUGCAUCGGUCGACCUACCCAGCACAUGCAAGCAUGCACACCAAUUUGAAGUCCUUCAACAGACUGCUUGUAUUUGCCAUGAUCAGUCCUACUGUCUUAAGCCUUCUAUGAAGCGCUUCAGGUGCAAGGGCAAAAUGGGGUUUCCUAUGUCCCAUUCCUUAAUGUAGCUGCAUGUGGUAAAAGGAAUUGAGGCAAAUGCUUUAUGGGUGCCCUUAUAGACACUGUAUUUCCCAACCUCAACAACUAUAAGAUAUGUCGGCUUUAUAUCCCAGAAUUUCCCAGACAGUAGAGGAAUAAUAUCCUGCUCCAGAGGAUGAUAAUGUCAAAUCCUGUUUAUUAGCAAAUAUCAAUAAAGGGACCCCAUUACAAGAUUCUCCUUUACAGUUUUGAUAACUUCUAUCAAAAGAAGAGAGAUAAAUUGUUUCUAAUUUGAUUUAUCAAAAGAUACUAAGGUCAAAGGAAUGAUGAUUAUACUGCCAGUUGUGGACAUUCUAUUUUUCUGUUAUCCUUUGUUCCUAGGAGCUCCAGUUGAUGGAGUAUAAUGGAGCUCUGCAAUCCAUACAAUUAUCUGAGUUUUUACAGUAGGAUAGGAUUGAGUUCUGGCCAUAGAGAAUUAAUCAAACCUUUUCUGCCUUGCCCCCUCAAAGUGUUUAAGGUAGAAUUGCCAACACUGAUCUCUACACUGUGGACGAUGAUUAGGCAAGUUGUAUUUUGGAGGAUUAAUUUUAUUAAACAACUACAGUACUCUCGGUCAAUCUGAAAUGUUAAUAAGCCUCAAACCUGAAUAUUAAAGGUCAGGUUUUGGCUUUCUUGGGAUAAUAUCUAUAAGUGCACAAAAAGUUCAGUGGUGGUCAGGUUGCAGCCUUCCUUACCUUGGUCAUGUCUCUGAGCACUGAAUACCUUGUACUUCUGGGCACUCCAGGUAGUUUGCAGUUCUGGAAUAUGACAGCACUGGAGGAUAAUGGGUUCCUGGUAGCUUCAUGUUUGAUUCUUCUCAAAUCUUUGGCAGUUAAUGUGCAUCUCUUUUUUUUCUCAUCACAUUUCUUGCGACCCUGUUGACUAUUUGCAUCAAAACAUUUGAUUGUUCUGUGAUCGUGUCCCAAUAUCUUAGCAGUUUCAUGAGUGCUGCAUCCCUCUGAAAGACGUUUUACAAUUUUUGACUUUUAACUUUAACUGACUUUUCAGAGUCAGUUAAAUCUCUUUUUUGACUCAUUUUACCUGAGGAAAAGAAGCUGCCUAAUAAUUAUGCACACCUUGAUAUAGGGUGUUGCUCCCCUUAGGCCACACCCUCCCUCAUUACACAAAUACACAUUACCUGAUAUGCUUAUAUCCACUAAGCUUUUAAGUUUAUACAACUUGGAAGUGGAAAAUAGGCAAAAAAAUGAUAUGGUCAAAAUACUUGCCUAAUAAUUGUUCACACAGUGUAGUAAUAAUAAAAAUUAUUUCCAGCUCUCUAUUAUCCCUUUCAAUCUUUCCUUUUCUUGCUAGCUCAUGCUGAUACAUUUUAAUUAAAGACUUUAUUAAAGGUUCUUUAAGACAUUCAAACUCUUAAAAUUUGUUUUCUUUGAAAGAAAAGGGAAAAUGUCCUAUUGCAGCUAGAGUGAUUGUGAAAUAUACAUCUGCUGUCAUCGAUUGUGCACCAUAUCAAUUUCCCGAGAUAAGACAAAUGAUGCUUGUUAACAGUACUGUACUAAAAACAAUCUUUAAAAUAGAAUACCUUAUAACUAAGCCAAUAUAGCUAGAUCAUAAAAAAACAUAAUACUGCAACAUUAUAUUAUGCAGGUUUAUGUGAAAUGUGUCCCACAGCUUUCAGUGAAAUUUACUGUGCAAUCUUACAUAUUACAGUUAAAAGAGUUUACAUAUUACAUAUUACAGUUAAAUUCAAGGGGGCUUAUUUUCAGUUAAGUGUGCCUAAGAGCUUUCCCCUGCUUGCUGCUCUCCAAGGUGGUUAUAUUGCAACUACAAUUAUUCUCUCAUAGCAUGGCCAAUUGAGUUGAUUGGGAUGAUACAGUAAGUCCGCUACCUCUGGAGAUCAUUAAUGUUGAUGAAAUCUUCUAUAUUGGUCUGUUCAUAGAGUUUUAGAUUUAAAUUAUAUUACAUAGAAAAUCAUCAUCAACCACCUGAUGGCUUGUUAGGUAAGGAAUGAUUUCUCCCUAGAAAGCCAGUUGAAACAAGUGUCAGGAAAGAAAUUUUUCCCUCCUUUUCCUAUUGCUCUGUUCCCAGUUGCCCUACUUAACAGCAGCUGUUUCUGAUCAAAAUGGAACGUUCGGCUGUUGUUUAUGUGGUUCUGAUUACAAUAAAAACAACCUUCGCUUUUACUUCUCAAAAAAGUAUUAAGAGAAAAUGAUUUUCAGUGGAAAAGUGAUGCUGUUGUAAACGGAUAUUCUUCACAGCCAUUGAGGCAGCUUUGAAUGGACAUUUUGUAUUUUGAUGCGAAAAUCUGAAUAGUUUGCACUUUCAUCAGAUUUUUAAAUUGGAUACAUUUAUUGUUCCGUGCCAAUGUCCUAGAUCCUCCCACAAAUUACUUGCACAGAGCUUUGAUGACCCUGUAUAUUGGUCAAGGAUUUCCUGUUGGCCUGAAGAAAGAAUAACUGAAAGGACCAUGUUUUGCUGGUUAGAAUCCUGUUUGCAGUCUGCUAUUUUAACACAUUUUAUAAUUAGUUAUUAACUAGUUUUUGAUCCUUUAGUAGUAAUAUUUUUUUUUGUUUUAAUACUAUAUGAGGGUAAUAAUGCUGAUGUCCCCUGUUGCCUCACACUUUAGGUUGGUUUAGGUUUAGAUUGAUCCAGCACAAGAAUAGACUAAUGACCCAUUUCUCAAGGGAAGAUGUUCACAACAUUUUAUUACCACGAUGAUGCUGGCUAAACAAUGUUCUUGCAAAAAUGAUUCAAAUCAUUUGAUUCAAAUGCUGCUUUACAUAUUCUUCCCUAGCUAAGCUCUUUCUUAAACUAUGAUCAUACCUGAGAUAGCCAUUGGAAAGGCAUUCUCUGCCCGAUUUUUGCCACAUAACACUAAAAGUGUUUUCUGACUCAAGCAUUGCUAUCCAGCUUACAUGUUGCAAUUUAUUUCAUAGUAGAUACCCUCUUUCACUAUAGUUGUCUGUUGUGUACUGUGGCAAGAAUGCCCUCUCUAAUUAUUCAUUUUUCCAACAUUUUAGUAAUACACUAGGAGUAAAUCUUCCCAUUCCUUGGUACCUGCUUGUUCUACUUACCUGGAAUAGGAUCUCACAACUUUUCACAACUGAAGACAUUGAUCCCUAUCCAAUUGCUUUGAUUAUUGUUUUCAGAGACAGAGAUGGAAAGAAACUCAAUCAUAAAAGAAAAAAAAUGGUGGGAUCUAUAUCUGGAGAUUGACAAUACAACGGGUGUCAUUGGGCAAUGUUUGCAGAUUCUGAGCAUAUUCAUAUAUCUUAUAUGUCUUGAAAAAUGCAAAACCUAAGAGAGAGAGCUCCAAAGCCCUAGAAUUAAGUUCCAGCUAAUGGCGUAUCUAGAAAAAACAGUAUCAAGGUUUUACAAAUGAAAUGGCAACAAAUUGAAUAGUGAAUUUUUAAAACUAUUGCAUUUUUUUUUAUAAAGAGAAAUUGACCCGGUCUCACCACCUGCCCAAUGGAAAGUCAUGCCUCUUCUCUGAUAAUGUUAAUGUAAUAAGGUUAGGUGGCAUCCUUUUGGUCCGUUCCCCCCCCAAGAGAUGCAAGUGUGAAACAAUGAAUGGUGGUAAGGCUACCUAACCAACAACACUGGUAGUUUUUAAGAAGAUGGGAAUUCUUCCUGAAAGUCAGUAGGUACAAUUUCGGAAGUUUACAAUUCAUGUCAGUAACGAAAGACUUUGCUACUCAAAAUUAUGGAAAAAGAAUGGGUUUGUUUAAUAUUUUUACCUUAACUAUUGGAAUAAUUCUCAGUUUUGAAAGGUAACCAAGAAAUGUAAGCGUUAAUACAAUACAAAAGUUAAUACAAAAACUUUCUACUAUUGAUCUCACCCCAUUCCUAAGAGGACCAUAAGGGGCAUGCAUAAGCGCACAAACGUGUCUACCGUUCCUGUACUAUUGUUUUUCUUUUCUUCUUCCUAUAUAUGUUUAUAUGUGUAUAUACUAUAUAAUCUUUUUGUAUGAUGUUGUGACAAAAUAAAUAAAUAAAUAAAUAAAUUUGACGGAAUAGUACCAGUAUGUAU
This is a messenger RNA of Ahaetulla prasina, 6709 nucleotides long. Its product is annotated as general transcription factor II-I repeat domain-containing protein 2-like. The transcript has 2 exons. NCBI's taxonomy places the organism in Eukaryota, Metazoa, Chordata, Lepidosauria, Squamata, Colubridae. The coding region runs from base 523 to 2340 and encodes 605 amino acids. The record is from RefSeq and is a predicted model, not a curated record.